AUGCUCCGCUCGGCCCCGCUCACAACAAUACACUCUGACGUCACGGGGAAUGGCGACGCGGCCGCACACUCGCCGCGCUCACACUCGCCGCGCUCACACUCGCCCUCUCUCGCGCGCGCACACUCGCCGCGCGCCCCCCACUCCAGCCACGCCCUGAAACCCUCGCGAGACCCCUCUCCCUCCCACCCAGACUCCGAGCCCCUCCGGGCGCUGCCCGCUCCUCGCAGGCCGAGCCUCUCCGGCCCCCUUUGGGCCAGCCACCGCGAACACGCGGGCCUUCGGAACUUGCGUACGAGUCCGCUCCACAACUCGACGCCUCUGUCCUGUGCGCUCACACUCGCUCGCACACGCAUUCUCUCUCUCUCUGCACUGCUCCCCUCUGCUGGACACCUUUAA
Rangifer tarandus platyrhynchus (Svalbard reindeer) is the source of this 396-nucleotide messenger RNA. Lineage: Eukaryota; Metazoa; Chordata; Mammalia; Artiodactyla; Cervidae. The record is from the annotation of a GenBank genome assembly.